Phragmites australis (common reed) is the source of this 987-nucleotide messenger RNA. RefSeq names its product chlorophyll a-b binding protein of LHCII type 1. The coding region runs from base 77 to 874 and encodes 265 amino acids. Gene Ontology annotation, cellular component: chloroplast thylakoid membrane; chloroplast envelope; plastoglobule. Gene Ontology annotation, biological process: response to light stimulus; photosynthesis, light harvesting in photosystem I. Lineage: Eukaryota; Viridiplantae; Streptophyta; Magnoliopsida; Poales; Poaceae. The record is from RefSeq and is a predicted model, not a curated record. The transcript has a single exon.
CGUCGUCGUCUCCACACAUCUCAAGCCAUCUGGAAGCUCAAGUCUCACUCUUGAAUAACACACAAGAAGCAGUGCAAUGGCGACCACCACCAUGGCCCUCUCUUCCCCGGUCUUCGCCGGCAAGAAUGUCAACGUGUCAUCGUUGGCUCUCUUCGGCGAGGCCCGCGUGACCAUGCGCAAGACCGCGGCGAAGCCCAAGCCGGCCGCCUCCGGCAGCCCGUGGUACGGUCCCGACCGCGUGCUCUACCUCGGCCCGCUCUCCGGCGAGCCCCCGAGCUACCUGACUGGCGAGUUCCCCGGUGACUACGGGUGGGACACCGCCGGGCUCUCGGCCGACCCUGAGACAUUCGCCAAGAACCGCGAGUUGGAGGUGAUCCACAGCCGCUGGGCCAUGCUAGGCGCGCUCGGCUGCGUGUUCCCGGAGCUGCUCGCCCGCAACGGCGUCAAGUUCGGCGAGGCCGUGUGGUUCAAGGCUGGUUCCCAGAUCUUCAGCGAGGGUGGCCUGGACUACCUUGGCAACCCGAGCCUGAUCCACGCCCAGAGCAUCCUGGCCAUCUGGGCGUGCCAAGUCGUGCUCAUGGGCGCCGUCGAGGGCUAUCGCAUUGCCGGUGGUCCGCUCGGUGAGGUCAUCGACCCGCUCUACCCCGGUGGCAGCUUCGACCCGCUCGGCUUGGCCGACGACCCUGAGGCCUUCGCCGAGCUCAAGGUCAAGGAGCUCAAGAACGGUCGCCUCGCCAUGUUCUCCAUGUUCGGCUUCUUCGUGCAGGCCAUCGUCACCGGCAAAGGCCCGCUCGAGAACCUCGCCGACCACCUUUCUGACCCCGUCAACAACAAUGCCUGGGCCUACGCCACCAACUUCGUGCCCGGUAAGUGAGGCGCAUGCGACGACUGCGAUCCGAAGGUGUCCGGAAGUGAGCGCGCACUGGUUUCAAUUUGUACCAUGAUGUAAAAUACGAGGAUUUAUCGGAGAAAGAUUUGUUGUGUUCA